Molecule: messenger RNA, 2471 nt
Organism: Salvia splendens (bonfire salvia)
Lineage: Eukaryota; Viridiplantae; Streptophyta; Magnoliopsida; Lamiales; Lamiaceae
Exons: 2
Coding region: 282-2057 (591 amino acids)
Biological process (GO): positive regulation of growth
Source: RefSeq, a predicted model, not a curated record
GUUUCUCAACUCUCAACAAUUCCACUCUCUCUCAACUCUCUACUCUCCUACCUUUCCUUCUCUUUCCGCUUCCUUUCUUCUUUCUUUGCCUCUGAUAUUCUUCUCUUUCACCACAGCCUCGUGAUUUGUGUUGAUUCCGAUAGAUUCAAUUUUGUAGUCUGUGUUUUCUCUCCUCCAACAGCAAAUAUACAAAUAUUCCAUCUGUUGUUAGAGCUUUUACUUUGAAAUCAAGAAACGGUCAAUCGGAUUUGUUUGGAAAUUUUGGCUGUCUGGUGAUAGAAAUGGUCACACCAUCAUGGUUUCGUAGUCUGUGGACACCAUUGAAGAAGAAUGAGUUCCAUACUGAAAAGGCGAAGAUUGCAGUUUUGGCCUUUGAGGCUGCUAGCUUGAUGACUAAACUGCUUCACCUGUGGCAAUCAAUGACUGAUAAGCAGAUUGCAAGGUUAAGAGAGGAGAUAAAUGACUCGUUGGGUAUAAAGAAGCUUGUAUCGGAGAGUGAUGAGUAUAUUGGGAAGUUGAUAUGUGCGGAGAUGAUGGAAAAUUUGGUGAACGUGGCAAGAGCAUUGGCUAGGUUGUCCAAGAGAUGCAACGAUCCUCUGCUGAGAAGUUUUGAGCAGGCGUUUAACGAUUUGAUCAAGGGUGGCGCAGACACGUAUGGCUGGCAGUUCUCGUGGAGGAAGAUGGAAAGGAAAGUCAAGAAGAUGGAGCGUUUUAUAGUUGCAAAUGCUAAUUUGUAUCAAGAGAUGGAGACGCUCGCGGAUCUUGAACAGGCGUUGAAGAGGAUGAAGGGAAAUGAUAGCGUGGAUAGCAUUACCUUGGUUGAAUACGAGAAGAAGAUUGCGUGGAAGCGACAAGAGGUGAAGCAUCUCAAGGAAAAUUCUCUCUGGAGUCGGACUUAUGACUAUACCAUUCUUCUGAUGGCGAGAUCUCUUUUUACUACGUAUGGGAGGAUUGGACAUGUUUUUGGUGUUAACCACAUUGCUGACAUAGGGGCUAACUCGAGAGUUGUGGAUAAUUUUAAUAACCGACAUAGCCACUCAACUGCCUUCAUGCAAUCGUCUGUUUAUCCAUCCGAAAAUUAUGUUCCUAGAGGUUCUACGGGUACACAAAGAAAGUUCAUAUCUUCAUCUGGCCCUCUCUUGAGAACGAACAACAUGGGUAAUUUCCACUCAGGUCCUCUUGGGAACUCAACGACUACAUCUAGUUCGAUCUCUGGAAAACAUAAUGGUGUUGGUGGUUACUAUUCAGGCCCCUUAUCAAGUUCAACAGCCAAACCCGGUCCUACUUCAAAGACGAGCAAGAGUUCUUUGCGAAUGUGGCAUUUCCGUGAUAAAUCUCACAAAGCUGAGAAAAUCUCUCAGCGAAAACCGAAUGGAAUGACCAUGUCAGGACCGUUAACUGGCUCUGUUGUGGGUGGAAAUGGUUUUUGGACGAGUAACGCCCAUUUGAUACCUGGUGAUGCUCAAUCGGGAGUUAUGGAUGGAAAGAUUUACGGGAACUUGAUCGAUGGAAACCUCUCUGUAGUUGCAUCAAAGAGCAAGCUGUUGAAUCCACCUCCGGAAACUCUUGGUGCUUCGGCCCUAGCUCUUCACUAUGCAAAUCUCAUCAUAUUCGUUGAGAAACUGGUAGCAUCUCCUCACUUGAUCGGAAAUGAUGCCAGAGACGAUGUAUACAAUAUGCUGCCAGCUAGCAUCAGAUCAUCCCUCAGGGCUAAGCUGAAGCCUUUCGCAAAGAGCCUCAGUUCAUCAGUUUACGACACAGCUCUUGCCAAUGAAUGGAACGAUGCUAUGUCAAAAACACUCGAAUGGCUCGCCCCUCUCGCUCAUAACAUGAUAAGAUGGCAGUCGGAGAGAAGCUUUGAGCACCAGAGCUUGGUGUCUAGGACAAACAUCCUUCUCGUCCAGACGCUCUACUUUGCGAAUCAAGAAAAGACAGAAGCACAGAUCACCGAGCUGCUCGUUGGUCUGAACUACAUAUGGAGAUUCGGAAGAGAAAUCACUGCCAAAUCACUGGCAGAAUGCGCCAGUGGCAGAACGUUCGAUGAAUAUCAGGAGUGAUAUAUUAUCGCCUUCCCCAUUUCUGUGUGUAUAUGUAUAUCAUCAUCCUUCACUAUCUUGGGCGAAAGGAGCUCCUUUCAGUCAUCAAGAUUUGCAGACAGCGUUGUCCGAGUAUUUUGGUGGCUGUGAUGGUGAAGAACAUCAUAGGACGGAGUUUGAAUCUGAGGUUGCACCGUGAAGGCCGUGGUUCCUGGAUUCGUGGUAAAUUGUACAGCCAAUGUUGCCUCCUCCUCUCUUAUGAUCGUUGACAGCAUGUUUAUGUUAGAAAAAUGAGGGUUUUGUUUCAUCAAAGCUUCAUCUCAAGUUUUAUGUCUUCUUAAAAAAAAAGUUUGUACUGCUAGAUUACACGAAUGACUGAAUAGUGCUUGCUGUUUGUCUCGAGAUUUAUAGCUACUAUCAUCACGAAUUUCUGAA